ACUUCUGCAGAAGAUCAAAGCUUAUUCUACUAGACCACGACAAUCGGCUUCACUAUAAAUAUAACAAACGCAUGGAACAGAAGUCAGUAGCGAGUUUCAAUUCAUCUCAUACAAUCUUAGAUAAACUGAAGCAAAAAGAUGGUAUUUAAGACUAUUCUCAUUCUCACCAUUGUUGCCCUGGCCAAUGGAACUAUUCUCCAUAACAACAUCUUGCCAGCAGCUACGAUUUUGCGAACUGCUCCAGUUGCUAUUGCGGCCCAACCCGUGUUGGCAACUGCCGAAGAGAACGACCCUCACCCCCAGUACAACUUUGCAUAUGAUAUCCACGAUGGACUAUCGGGUGAUUCCAAAAGCCAAACAGAAACCCGAGAUGGAGAUGUAGUACGAGGACAAUACACUGUCUUUGAUGCUGAUGGUUUGAGGCGAACUGUUGACUACACUGCUGACCCGAUUAAUGGAUUCAACGCUGUAGUCAGUCGCACUCCAGUUGCAGCAGCCGUUGUAGCCGCCCCCGCACCAACGCUCGCAAUUGCACGUGGACCAGCAUUUGUUAAGACCUCGUUUGCUUCCCCAGUUAUCUCUUAUGCACAUUAAUUAGGUAGAAUAUAUACAUGGUAUUUAAUUUUAUGGAUUUCCUGCAAAUACAUCGAGUUCAUAUGCGAUAAAA
Molecule: messenger RNA, 667 nt
Organism: Hermetia illucens (black soldier fly)
Lineage: Eukaryota; Metazoa; Arthropoda; Insecta; Diptera; Stratiomyidae
Product: larval cuticle protein A2B-like
Exons: 2
Coding region: 139-594 (151 amino acids)
Cellular component (GO): extracellular matrix
Source: RefSeq, a predicted model, not a curated record